This is a messenger RNA of Oncorhynchus gorbuscha (pink salmon), 856 nucleotides long. Its product is annotated as peptidyl-prolyl cis-trans isomerase A-like. Gene Ontology annotation, molecular function: peptidyl-prolyl cis-trans isomerase activity. The transcript is spliced from 6 exons. Gene Ontology annotation, biological process: regulation of mitochondrial membrane permeability involved in programmed necrotic cell death; protein peptidyl-prolyl isomerization; protein folding. Bases 128 to 718 code for a protein of 196 amino acids. Gene Ontology annotation, cellular component: mitochondrion. NCBI's taxonomy places the organism in Eukaryota, Metazoa, Chordata, Actinopteri, Salmoniformes, Salmonidae. The record is from RefSeq and is a predicted model, not a curated record.
CCGUAGAUAUUCUUCCGAGAUCUUGGGGAAGAACUUCCUCCGUGCAGUCACAGCGGCAUAUGUAACCACUUAACGUGGUACUUCGCACCAUCUCAAGUCCAUUUUAUGUUCACACCCAGCCUUAAAAAUGCUACUUGCCGCUUUACCGAGUAGGGUCAAGCUCCUUUCUGGACGUUCGUUGGCGUUUACCGCCGCUCGGUUGUGUUCUGCUGGCCCUGCAGCCGCCAACCCGGUCGUCUACUUUGACAUUGCAGCUGACAACCAGCCCGUCGGAAGAGUCACAUUCGAGCUGAAUGCAGAUGUUGUGCCCAAAACAGCAGAGAAUUUUAGAGCACUGUGCACAGGAGAACAUGGUUUUGGCUACAAGGGAUCCAUCUUCCACAGGAUCAUCCCUCAGUUCAUGUGCCAGGGGGGAGACUUCACUAAUCACAAUGGAACCGGAGGGAAAUCUAUCUACGGACUCAAAUUCAAAGACGAGAACUUCGAACUGAAGCACACGGGACCUGGCAUUCUGUCAAUGGCCAACGCUGGGCCCAACACCAACGGCUCCCAGUUCUUCAUCUGCACCGACAAGACCGAGUGGCUGGAUGGCAAACAUGUUGUGUUUGGCAGCGUGACCCAGGGACUGGAUGUGAUCAGGAAAGUGGAGAUGUUCGGCUCUCGUUCGGGGCGUACCUCCAAGAGUAUCACCAUCGCGGACUGUGGAGAGCUUAAGUAGUCUGGGAGUCCCAAAUUGUACCCUAUUCCCUAUAUAGUGCACGACCACGAAGCGGCCAUGAUGGUUUCUAAUAGCCUGGUGUGAUUAUAAUUUUUUAAAUUUAAUUUGUAUUGUUGGACAUAAAAGACCUAAAAACAC